This is a messenger RNA of Amoebophrya sp. A120, 3469 nucleotides long. The record is from the annotation of a GenBank genome assembly. Lineage: Eukaryota; Dinophyceae; Syndiniales; Amoebophryaceae.
CCUGGUUUUCUUCGGUUGUGCUUGAGCUUAUUGCGCUUAGAAUAACAAUAAGCGCCACUUGUUCUUACCGAUGAAAAAACGCCCUUGCUUACUCUAACUAUGUACUUUGUUUAGCGUCGUCCCUGCCACGCCCUAUCACGCAGGAGAACGAAGCGAGUGUCGUCCUGCUACCAGGGCGUAGAGGAGCCUGCAGUUCCGCAGCAGCGCAAGCGUGCCUACAGCUGUCGGCGUCGGUUCUCUACUUCGUAUACGUGUGAAAAUCAGUCGCCACAACUCUCCCAUCAAGAUGUCGCUCUCGCGUGCACUUACGUCUUUGGUCCUCUUCGACCACCAGUCACUCUCCACUUCUGCCAUCAAACUCGCCGCCAACAAUGCAAAAACUCAAGCCACCACGACAGCCCUCUCCAUUACGAAAACCUCCGCCCUGCGCACAAGGAAAUUCUCCAGAAAAGAGGACUGGGACGCUGAGAAGGCGAUGCAGGUCGUGCUCGGCUACAACUACACGACCGGAUUGUACGCCAUUCCGCCCCCGCAGUCCCCGGAGGUCGCCGAGGCCUACUGCGAAACUUUCUGGGAAGAGUGCGAGCACACGGAGCAGCCGGCCUUCGUGCCGGACCGCCACAUCACCGCGCAGACCGCAUUGCAAUGCCCCCGGAUCUCGGCGCUGAUCAAGGAGGGAUUGUUCGAUCCGGAGAUGGUUUCGCAAGAGCACGGCAUGGUAUGCGCGAAAAAAGACCCAUUUUCCCCAUGACCCAAUUUGCCAUGCAAAGCAUGCAACAAGAACACAACAAGAAACAACGCCUGUGUUAUGUGUCGUGCGAAAGACGGAUGGGAAUAAUGGCUGCUCUUUUUUGUGGAUACAGGACCGCGGAAGAGUACAAGUGGGGCUGCUCCUCCGUCAUUUUCCACUGGCAGGAGCCCCCGCAGCCCCGCGCCCCGACGGUGAACUGCCAGGCCUGGUGGUCCAUGUGCCACAGCAUGGGGCCAGAGUACGACCCGCACAUGGGAGAAUUCGUCACGUUUGAAACCGCGACCACGCAGUGCACACGGAUCAUGGACUUGCUCGAAGCCGGCCACCUGAUGAAGGAACAGAUCCCGCCGCAGCUGUUUCGGGAGGACUACUUGCAGGGGUGCGAAAUGUACGAACAGGUAGGAGAAAUUUCGACUGUGCUGGCUUUCACUCUCAGUUUUAAUUUUGUAGCGUCGGGGGCGUCGUGUUCAGGGCAUCAUGACAGCAAAAUUUAAAUUACAGAGAAAAGUAUACUACAACAUGAUGACAUAAAGAAGGGGAUCCAUCUGAGUCUGCUUCAUGGUUAUAGCAAUACAACCUAGAAGUUAGGGCGCUGAUUGGAACUCUUUACUACGUAUCGUUCACACCUGAGUAACACCAUGAUGACACAACGGAGGAGAUGUUGAUAGACUUGUGGUUUCUCGACGUGCCAUGGCGGCUUGCUUUGUUUACGAAGUUCGCUGCUGUGGUGCUUCUUGCCUCAUCUAUGUGAGAAAAAACCACCAAGAAAGAUGUGAACUCUCUUCGCACGCGUGUCUGAGAAUGAAUGGAAGAAGAGAUAGAGUCCAUUUCAUCUGGUGACGCAACUCCAAUUGAAAUUGUGUCGCUGUGGCACCAUAUUUGUUUCAGGACAAAACACCUAGCACGUCGAUGAUAUUAUUCAAUUAAACAACUCCAACCCAGACCGUCCUGCACAUGGAGGACGCACGGCGGAUGCACCACGAGACCCACCACGAGGGGUGCAUGACGCAGGGCGAGCACAUCCCGGCCGAUCCGGCGGACGACUGCUUUCGCUACUGGGAGGACUGCUGGUACGCCGCCGUCGGCGAUGCCCACAUCGCCGCGACGCAGGAGCCGGUUCUUUCCGGGGCGAUGAUCGCCACCAGCCCGAAGUGCGCGCAGUUGAAGCACAUGCUUCCGAUGCACAUGCAGGAACAACUGAACACCACGGCGGGCAUCGGGCGGGAGGACUUCGUGAUGCAGUGCGAGGCGGAAAUGGGACUGCUGUCCGCCAUGCACUACCCCAAUGAAACCGUCGCGGAUACGUGCUCUAUGUGCCACAACAAUUGCUACGACCAGGCGUACCCAAUGCUGAUGGCUGCAGAAGGCAGUCGCGAGUGCUCCAGCUGCCACGCCUGCCACGAUGGGUGUGAAGACAUCAUGGGGUAAGUACGGACUUUACUUUCGAAUAUGUUCCUCGCAUGAGAAAACGCCUGAGCACCUGCAUUGCUGAUUGUAAGAAGUACAAGUAGCUCAUGCAUGACAAGCAAAAAAAUGAAAAUCCAGUUACGACGACGGCACCUGCCACCAGCUCUGCGACGCCGAUAAGAAGGAGGGCUUUUCCGGCUGUCAGGUGUGCGAGGCCAAGAAGGAGGCGGUCAUCCCCCACGCGUGCAUGAUGCGCUGUGAUGUCGAUUCCUGCGGCGGCCACAUUGCCAAUCCGGCCCAGGACGAGUGCGCGCAGUGCCACGCUGCCUGUGACGACGGAGACUGCCACUCGCACUGCGAUAUGGUAUACGAUAGCUUGGUGUCAUUCUUGUCAUGCAAUAUCACAAAUGUAGCUCUUAGUCUGUCAUCUUACUUGUCUUUCAUUCAGUACUGCAGAAAUAAAACAUCGGCUCUUCUAUUCUCCCCCACCACUACCAGAUCUGCGGCCACGAGCACUUUGUGGAACCAACCCCGCCCAUCGACCACGCGGCCGGGGCCAGCGACGGGCACAUGGUGCCGCUUGGCGUGAACGGCACGUCGGUGCACGACAUGGCCAUGCAGGCGGGCAUCACCCACGACCAGUUUGCCGCGGCGGGAAUCCACCUGUCGGACCACGAGGAGUCCAACGCCACCAUGACCAUGCCGGCGGGCAACGCCACCAUGCCGCCACCGCCGCCCCCGGGCCCCACCGACAUCGAGGGCAUGGCCAACGAGGCCGCGGCGGGGGCCAUGAACGGAACUACGAUGCCGCCCAUGCCGGAGGACCAACCGCCAAUGACCAAUGCGACCAUGAUGCCGCCGCCCCCGCCAACCGGGUCCUCCCUGACGCCCACCGUGCCCAUGGGUGACCCGAGCGCGGCCACAGUGGCCCCGCCGCCGCCGCCGACCAUGGCUGGCAGCACGUUGGACCCCACCGCGCCGAUGGGAGCGCCGGCCGCCCCCGCUCCGGCCGUGAUCCCGGGAAUGGACUCCACGGGCAGUAUGAACCCACCGGCCAUGACGUUCUUGAGGCACUUGGUGCGCUAGACUGGAGAAUGUCGCUGCGAUUGGUGGUGCUGGUCUUGAAGAACGUAAACUUGUUUCGAAGGAGCUUUGUCUGAAAACCGAAUUUAUGUAAGAUGAGAAGUAACUUGGCAAACAAGUUGCUCCUACUACAACUGCCUCUGCCAUUUUUACAAAAAUGCACUGGAUUGAAUGAACUUUUUUUUUCCUCCAGUCUUAUUUUUUCCCGAUUUCGAAGGAACACUGACG